Messenger RNA from Hemicordylus capensis (graceful crag lizard), 1251 nucleotides. Its product is annotated as actin nucleation-promoting factor WASL-like. The transcript has 7 exons. Bases 117 to 1043 code for a protein of 308 amino acids. The record is from RefSeq and is a predicted model, not a curated record. Gene Ontology annotation, biological process: actin filament organization. Lineage: Eukaryota; Metazoa; Chordata; Lepidosauria; Squamata; Cordylidae.
UUAUUUCCAGUCUGCCUUAUUUAAACUCUUUCAAAUGCUACUCUGUUGAUGAAAGUUAUUGUUGAAACCAGUGGUGAAAGUUAGGGGGAAAGCUUAAUUUGAGAGGCUACUAUAAUAUGAUGACAUUGUUCAGAAAUAUUGUUAUUGCUCCUGUGUCUGAGGUAUCUUGUCCACUGCUUGAAAUGCACCCAGAUACACAAUCUCUAGAUGGCAGAGUAUUGCCUCCUACAUACUGUGUUUCUCAAACGCUGUGUGAGGGAACAAAGUGGAAAGGAAAACACAGAAGAAAUAAGUUAAGUAAAGAUUAUAUUGGACUCCCCAGUAACUUCAAACACCUGUGCCACAUUGGAUGGAAUCCACAAACUGGUUUUGCUACUAAUUUGGAUCCUGAACUAAAGAUGAUACUUGCUCAGGCUGGUGUAACACAAGAUCAUCUAAGGGACAAGCAAACUUCCAAGAAGAUAAUGAAGACUAUUGAGAAGCAAGGUGGAAGAGAAGCUGUAUUGAAAGAGGCAAAGGCAAAAGGCUUGGUGACAAAAUUCCUUGAUUAUGCUCUGCCUUAUUCUGUGACUCCUUCACCUUCAGAACUGGGUUCAACUUGCAGCUCUAUAAAUGAACUGGAUUGCCAAGCUCUGAGAACAGAGCAUGGAUUUAAAGAUGUUUUGGGAAAGCCUUCCUCAAUAUCAACAUCACAGCAAUCAUUGCACAAUGAUCUCCCUUCCAUUGUUGUGUCCCCAGCAUCUUUCAUGUCACCUUCCAAAAGGACAUCUCAGUCUAACUUGAUCCUAAAUCUCAAGGAAGUGCAGCUGAAAAGGGCAAAAAGCAGCAACCAGUUAAUCCCUUUAAGUCAAGACGUUCUAAUGUUUCAAAUCAGAAAGGGAACAUAUCUGAAACCGGCAACUCAGAGUCCAACAUCUCCACAGUCUCCUAGUGAUGGAGGAAUAGUGGCUGCACUAAAGGAUGUUAUUCAGAAGAGACAUAAGGCAAUACAGGUUUCAGAUGAAGAAUCUGAUCCAGAGAAUGGAGAUGAAUGGGAUGAGUAAAAAAUACCACAAAGUAUCCUUCAGGAGAAGAGUUGAUGCUAACUAUUAAUACAGGAGAUCAUGUAUGCAGUUCUUCUAUAAUACCUGGAGAAACUGUAGGAUUUUAAGAAAUCUCAACAGUAUCAAAUAUUACUUAAGACACUGACAUGCAACAAUGUCCUAGUGUCUGGAAUGGUUUUAAUAAUAAAAUAUAGAUGAUAAAGCUCUA